AUGGACACAUCCUUUGUACGUGACUACAUGUAUAUCAUUUGGCACUUUGCCAUUACCAUUCAGCUGUUUGAAGAGAAAUCCAUGUUAAUGAGUGAGUGGUGGUUAUUAUCUGCAAGAGUAUUAUCUUUCUCUCAUUGUGUGGGUGGUGGUUCUGCAAGUAUUGCCACCUCUUUCAUUCUCACUCCUAAUGAACGAAUUAAGCAGCAGAUGCAAGUUGGGUGUCAUUAUCGCAGCCGUUGGGAUGCUUUGGUUGAAAUAUUCAGAAAUGGUGGUUUUCCAUCCAUUUAUGCAGGUUGGGGAGCUAUACUAUAUGAAAGGUUGAAAAAAGUGAUGCCAUCUUUGUCAUCUACUAUUCAACCUAACGCAUUUCAGACUUUAAUCUGUGGAGGAUUAGCUGGAUCUACUGCUGCUUUGUUCACAACUCCUUUUGAUGUGAUCAAAACAAGACUGCAGACAUAG
Arachis stenosperma is the source of this 459-nucleotide messenger RNA. Its product is annotated as protein MITOFERRINLIKE 1, chloroplastic-like. Gene Ontology annotation, cellular component: mitochondrial inner membrane. Bases 1 to 459 code for a protein of 152 amino acids. Gene Ontology annotation, molecular function: S-adenosyl-L-methionine transmembrane transporter activity. The transcript has 5 exons. The record is from RefSeq and is a predicted model, not a curated record. NCBI's taxonomy places the organism in Eukaryota, Viridiplantae, Streptophyta, Magnoliopsida, Fabales, Fabaceae.